UAUAUAUAUGUAUGCAAAUUAAAAACUUGAAGGCGCCAAUUUUCUUUCUCUCAGAAUGUCCGUUGAAGUCUCGCGGCAAAUCUUCCUCUUCCGCUCUCUAAUUGAGAACCGAAGAUUCGAUGACGGAACUCUCCGAGUUCUCGAGUGCAUUUUGGCCUCCAACGGCGCGAAAUCGCUGAUCGGUAUCGUAUCCGCUUUGAAUGAUUUCAUGCGACGCGAGUCUCUCUCUGUCCUCCGUGAAAUUAGUUCUCUCAGAUCUGUUGACGAUAAGCUUCUGAUCGUUGAAUUUCACGUUCGCGUUUUUGCUCUCAUCGGCGAUGUUGAGAGUUGCUUGGCCUUGAGAUACGAAGCAUUGCUCAUGCGAGAACAAAAGGCUAAUAGUGAUCAGACACUUCGAGUUUCAUGUAUUGAAUGGCUCACCUUUGCGCAGCAUUCGUUUCAGAAUGGCUUUUAUUCUAUUGCAAGAAAGGCAUGUGAGAAGGCAUUAUUAUGCUUUGAUAUGAAAAGCAACAUAAUUGACACUCAGACAGGUGACCUCUUCAAUAAUGUUCAAUUGAUUGAAAAAAUCGAGGAGCUCAAAUAUUAUGCUGCUAUCACAGCUUCUUCACAAUCUGUGCAGGCGCAGGCAGCACAGUACUUGAAGAAGAAAGCAGUUGACCACAGUUCAGAUCAUCCUUUUCCCGUUAUUAAAGAUAAUGAUUCCGGAAGUGCUAAAUUCAGAAAAGGAAUUAAAAGACGUCAUCUACGGCAAUUGCAUCAUGCCAGAAGCCGGUUGCCAUCUUCUGCAUGCCCUUCAGAAAUGUGCUGAAAAAUUUUGAGGUCCCU
This is a messenger RNA of Ipomoea nil (Japanese morning glory), 825 nucleotides long. RefSeq lists its product as uncharacterized. Bases 56 to 808 code for a protein of 250 amino acids. The transcript is spliced from 5 exons. Lineage: Eukaryota; Viridiplantae; Streptophyta; Magnoliopsida; Solanales; Convolvulaceae. Gene Ontology annotation, biological process: meiotic DNA double-strand break formation. The record is from RefSeq and is a predicted model, not a curated record.